Messenger RNA from Aspergillus brunneoviolaceus CBS 621.78, 795 nucleotides. RefSeq lists its product as uncharacterized. Lineage: Eukaryota; Fungi; Ascomycota; Eurotiomycetes; Eurotiales; Aspergillaceae. The transcript has 3 exons. The coding region runs from base 1 to 795 and encodes 264 amino acids. The record is from RefSeq and is a predicted model, not a curated record.
AUGACGUCCGGACUCCUCGUCUCGCAACUCGCCCUCUACGCCCCCCUAACACUUCCAACCUUCUACCUCGUCUUCAGCCAUGGCCGCCACGGCCUCCUCGCCUGGCUCUACCUCCUCGCCUUCUGCGUUCUUCGCGUGACCGGGGCCGCCAUGGGCCUCCACAACCCGCAUAACACCGGCGCCCAGAUCAUAUCCAGUAUCGGGCUCUCACCGCUGCUGCUUUCGAUAGACGGGGUGUUGCAUGAGGCGAGAGUCUACUGUUUAUCCCCUAAUAAACGAACUGAAUGGACGUUCAUGGCGCUCAUCCAUGUCCUCGUGGCGACGGGGGUGGCAAUGGUUGGGGUUGGUGCAGGCGGGCUUCUGGGCGAUACGCCACAGCCCAAUGAUUUAUCCAAUAUCAAGGUCGGCAUGGUGCUGUUGGAGGUUGCGUGGGGCGUGCUCGCUUUGUGGGGACUGUGGACUCGUUGGAAUGGGAGGGGUGCACCAGCGAGCUUGGCCGGGAGGGAGGGGUGGUUGGUGCGUUCAUCCCUUGCCAUCUCCCAGAUCGUUGAUACUAUCUGGAUUUGGAUCCAUACGGAGGAAUGGCAAGGCACAGCUCCUAACCGGCACCCUCCUCGCCCUUUCCCUCGUCGAGAUUUCAGCAAUCUACAUGCUUGUCGCGCAACUUACUCAACACGCGGACCUAAACCCGACGACAGGGAGUUUGGCGGUUCGUGUUGUGUUGGGGUUUCUCCCCGAGCUGCUCGCGGCGAUGGUUUUGGUGUUUGUUGGGAUUAUGACCAGGGAAGUGGGUAA